GUCAUCACCGCCUCCCAGCAUCCCUGCCACAGCAGCACCGCCAUUUUCCCCUCACUUCAGAACCACCACAACUGCUGGAGCAUCCCGCACCUAUCCACCCUGUUUAUGAAUCUGACUCCACCUUCCCCCUCCACCCCUCUACCCCCUGUCUCCCACUCUCGUCUGUGACUGACGCACCGCUGCGUUCACAGCUCGCGCCCACCCAGCGCCGCUGCUGCUGCUGAAGCUGAGACUCAAUCCCUCUCUCUCUCUCUUCUCCGGCGGAUUCUCCAUGUAUGGAUGCGCUAAGGAGAAGGAUGCUGUAGGCUGACCAGAGACAGAGAGACGUACACUAAAAAACACCGAGAACAUUGAAGAGGGAGGGAGCGGAGGAUUCUGCUUUUGAAUGGACAGAGGAAGAUUCACCCUCUGCGGUCGUCGAGUGUGAGCUGCUGAGGUAAGAGAUGGCUCCUUUGGUGUUUGUCGCUGUUUACGCGUGUCACGCCUUGAUGAAGACAGUAGGUUAGGUGUGUGUUGUGUUGUGUUGUGUUGUGUUGUGCGCUUGUUAUGUCGAGGCCUUUCUGUGCGCUCAAGGAGAGAAAUUGGAUCGUUGCGGCACGCUGUUGGAUGCCUUCAUUUCGUCGCUGUCAAAAACUGGCUGUUAAAAAUUUCUCUUUUCCAUCUUUACAGAAACGGCACCCAGAAUAAAUACGAUCAAAAUGUCGGCUUGUGAGAGCUGUUAGUGAUAUAUUAGACUGAAUAAUGCUCGCUGACCUCUUUCUGACGCAGUGUUUGAUGGUUCUGUGUUUACGCGGCCUGUAUUUGAGGUGCGGCAGGCGAGGGAAGAUGGAGACAAUAUUUACAUGGCUGCACCGCAAACGCCUGCGCACGUUUCCUUCCAUUUAUGUGUAACCUUAAAGAUAACAUCGUGUGUAAACUUGAUUUAGUUGAAUUUAUCAUAAUUUUCAUCGACAGAGUCUGAGAGGGUGGAUUAUGCGCUGUGCUGACCCUAAUAUCUCGUCAUUUUGAGAGAGAGAGAGACAGAAAAAAUAAUUUUUGAACGCUUUGGAUGGAAGUAAAUUAAUGCAGAAAUCAGUGAACUAAUCCCAGAGUUACAGGGGUGUGUUAUCUUCAAUACAAGCAGAGAAGAAACACCGUUUGAUCACAAGGCCUUGAUUCAGUCUUUAUGGAUGAGACCUGGGAGUGAUGCCUAGAAAUAAGCAGCCAUUUUAGAGUAUUAAAGCAGAGAUGCUCAUGGAUUUUCAACCUAAUAAUGGUCCAGACAUUUAGACGACCUCUUUUUUUAAGAGCUGGGUGUCAGAGUGAUGCUGAACUGACUAAAAAUGAAGGAUGUGUCAGUCACUGCUGGCCUGCCCUCCAUGUUAAAUCAUAACUCAACAAAUGAAUUGAGCAGAUGAUGUUAGUUAUCAGUUUAUGGUGUCUUUUUUUAUCAUUGCAAAUAGGUCCACUUCAUCCUAACUCAUCUCAUUAUCUACCUGGGCAGGUGCCAGGUGUGCGUGUCUGUGUAGCCAGACAGAUCUUCAGCUCUUCUGCUCACCCACUCACCCACCUGUGACAUGGCGGGGGCCUCGGUGAAGGUGGCGGUGAGGGUCCGACCCUUCAAUUCCAGAGAGAUCGGGAAGGAGAGCAAGUGUAUCAUUCAGAUGUCAGGAAACACAACAAGUGAGUUUCAGUUCCUCAGAGUCCUCGAAACAGGAUCUACUUCACAUGGACAGGAGGAUUAUUGUGCAGAGUUUGACACUAUGGGAUGUUUUCAGAAAGUUUUUAUUUUCUCUCCUUUUAAUUUGUGUUAAACUGACUUUUCUCAACCUAGAAGUAAAAUUAUUUAUUGACUGAUUGGUGAACUGAAUAUUGUAAGUUUAAGAUGUAAAGUUAGUAAUCAAGAGCUGGUGUAUAAAGCUUUCAAGAAGGAAGCAUGUUUUCUAACAUACUUAAUAUUAUCAUAGCUUAGUCGGGACAUAAGAUAAUGUUAUUCAUCGGUUUUAAUAUUGUUGGAUGAAGUAAGGGGAUCAUCAUAAAUCACAGAAGUUGAACAUUUGAUGGAUGUAUCAGGUGUUACAUAAUAUAUCAGGGUUCCGAUGCAAGUAUGGAAAAAAAAUGAUCAAUUUCCAGGUCUUUAAAAGAAAGGAAAAUGAAAAAUGAAGUAUGGAAAAAUAUUUAUGUUGACAGACUAUUACCACAGUUAUAAAAUACUAUUUUCAAAAAUAGAUAGGUAGGUAUUUACAAAAAGUAGGGUAUGGAAUGGUAUGGAAAUUCCGACUGUGUGAUGACUGAAAUCACACAGGGUUCACAGUCAACAGUAAUGUGUUUCUCAUGUUUUUUAUUUUGUAUAAAUGGAGACUUCUAAGGAUAUUUUUAUUGACCUACAUUGGGCCACAUUUAGCACGUUCAAACUCUAAACGCUAUUUGUCCCUGCCUGCAGUUGACAGGAGGGUGGGCAGGGAGGCAUGCAGCAACAACAUAGCAGCUCAAGGGAGAAACAAAAGCUUCAGUCAGGCCUGCUAUUAUGUGCGUGUGUGUGUGUUAGUGUUUGUGUCUGUGUGUGUGCGCAUAGGAUGUAGCCUCCUCACACGAGCUGCAGGGACCAAAAAGGCCCCCUUGUUCUGGUUGAGCCUAGACGUGGGAUCAGCUGAUAGAAGUGUGUGUGUGUGUGUGUCUGUGUUUGUGGGUAUGAAAGAAAGAGGGAGUUUGUCAGCCUGCUGUGCUGGUCGGUGUUUUUAAUGAUCUCAUUAGAGGAGAAUAUUCAGACUUUUAUUUUUUUCAAACUUAUUACACUCACUCACAUUUUCAGCAGUUGUCUGUGUCUAUUUUUCUGUGGCGGCCACUCCACUCCUCAUGAGCCACACAAAGAUGAGCUGGUGCCUUGAAUAAAUGGAUGGAUUGACGGAUGGAUGGUCACAGUGGGUUUUGCCGACUGCAUGUCUCAGCAGGACAUUUCUUCCUGCUGUAGUUCUGAGCUUGUCCACAGGGGGCAUUUCAGUUUACAGCCAAAAGGAAAUCUAGUUCUGCUCAGUUUUUAUUUUGUAUUCUCUUAUGCACCUCUCUCUUCCCCUCUGUAAAAAGUAGGAGCGGUGCAUUUCAAACUCCUCCUUUUUGAAACAUAAACAAAGUGAGUUUUAUCUGAAAUAGGCGCAUGGCUUACACCACAACUGCAAAUCAUAACAUAACAGAAAAUUGGAGUGAGAAAUGAACACUGCACUACAUGCCCUAUUUUAAACACUUAGACAUAAAUGUCAAAAUGUGUCUUGUUCAAAGCCUUUUCUGUUUUAUUAGAGGUAGAAAGUAGAAGAAAAUAGCAGAUAUAUGCAUCUGUACUGUAGGAAAUGUUUUUUUUUCUUGUAAAAAACACAAACAGGAAACGCAAUUUCUCUGUUGACUUGAGAUGCAAUCAUUUACAUCUCUUAUAUGUUUUGAGGAGUAUUGUGCUCACUCUGCUACAUGACAUAGACUGACCUGAAUGAGUAUACAUAUACAGAGUAUACAUAUAUAGAGCAGCUAACUGAUCUCUGUAAUGCUUUAAUUUUCAGCAAUCCUGAAUCCCAAACAGCCAAAAGAAAACAAGAGUUUCAACUUUGACUAUUCCUACUGGUCACACACCACAGUGAGUAUUACUGCAUCUAAAAUCAUCAAAUUGCUUGACACAAGUAUUUGAUAAAAGUUUAAUGGUCUAACUUUUGGUAUUUGACUUGAUGUUAAAUGAAACCUGCCUUUUUCAUGCUUUGCUUUUUUUCAUCUAUAACACCGUCGCUCUCCCUCUCUGUCUGCAGCCUGAGGACAUCAACUAUGCAUCCCAGAUGCAGGUGUACAAGGACAUCGGAGAGGAAAUGCUGCUUCAUGCCUUUGAAGGCUACAAUGUGUGCAUAUUUGCUUACGGACAAACCGGAGCUGGGAAAAGCUACACCAUGAUGGGACGGCAGGAGAAGGACCAGCAGGGAAUCAUUCCUCUGGUAUCACAACAUUCACCUCUGAAUCUGAAAGACCUCAAAUAUUAGGACAAACAAAGAGACUUUGCUGCUCUUAAACUGUUUUAGGUGGAAAACAUUUCAAAGAAGUGAUUUUAUUUUGACCUUGAAUCUUCUCUUUGUCUCUCUGUUAGCUAUGUGAGGACCUUUUCACCAAGAUCAAUGACAGCAAUAAUGACAACAGCAUGUCUUACUCCGUGGAGGUGAGUGGAGCCAAAGUCUAAAUCAAACUUUUCUCAUGGAUGAUUUCACAAAUCAAUUUCAGUAUCGUCUUUGCCAAACCUUUCUUGACAAAGUCUCAAUCUUAAAAGUUGUUCAGCUUUUUAAAGGAUCUAAAAAUACAUUUGUACUUCUGUAUUUGUAUUUUUCAGAAACUAACAGCUGUUUUAUUAAUAGUAUUUAAUUAAAAUCUUAAACCUUUUUGAAGAAUCACAAAACAUCGAAUAAUAAACAAUGAAUUGCUCCUAAAGACAUGUUGCACCAUAAUCACCUCUGUGCCUCUUGCAGGUGAGUUACAUGGAGAUCUACUGUGAGCGUGUGCGUGAUCUGCUGAAUCCCAAAAACAAGGGAAACCUGCGUGUCAGAGAGCACCCUCUGAUGGGACCAUACGUCGAAGAUCUGUCCAAGUUGGCUGUUACUUCAUACAAUGACAUUCAGGAUCUGAUGGACUCUGGAAACAAAGCCAGGUAAAAAGAAAAAGAAAAUUUGGAAUUAAUCAGUCCGACUGCAAAAAAGUUACUGUUAAGGAUGUUCACCUAAAGCAACAUUUCCCUUUUUUUCAAGGACUGUGGCUGCGACCAACAUGAACGAGACCAGCAGCCGCUCCCACGCCGUCUUCAACAUCAUCUUUACGCAGAAAAAACACGACAUGGAGACAGACAACACGUCAGAAAAGGUUUGAGCUCAUUAAAAUCACUCUGCAUGACACAUAAAAAUUUCCGCUUCCCAGAAAAACAAAUCAAUAACGAGGAGUUUAGUCUUCUCCUGGACCGUGUUCGACAUCAGCGGCUUCUGCAGAGACACUCAGAAGCUGAAAAUAAUUUCAUCUUUUAUGACCUCAGAGGCGGCCAUCUGUGGCCGUCUCAGAGAGAUGUAUUGAUUUAUACACUUUAUUAAUACCACUUGUCUUGGUGCUGUUUCAGCUGUGAUGAAUGUCCAGGUUUUAAAAAUAUUGUGUAUCAUCACAGGUCAGUAAGAUCAGUCUGGUGGAUCUGGCUGGCAGUGAGAGAGCCGACUCAACUGGAGCUAAAGGGACCAGACUGAAGGUGAGAGAAACCGCUUUUUUAUGGAGUUACUUCACUUAUAAGAAUAGAGUGAUGGACUGAAAGCAGAACAAAACAUUCAGAAUAAACUCAAGGAGAUAAAAAGGAGGAUAAAUACUUUUUAAAACUAACUUUUAUCUUUUUGGUAUUUACAGGAAGGUGCAAACAUCAACAAAUCUCUAACUACACUGGGGAAAGUUAUUUCUGCUCUAGCUGAAGUGGUAUGUCUUUUUUUUCUAAAACGUACAGUUGUAAACUCUUUAGUUUUUGCCUAAAUAACAAAAGUUGGUAUUUUUCCUCUUAAUUCCAGGACUCUGCACCAAACAAGGUCAGUAAUAUCAAUCAUCAGACAUUUACAACAACAGGCUUUGCUGAAUAUUUAAUUUAUUUUUAUUCAUACAUAAAACAAAGUGUGUCAACCAUUUUUAAUUUUUUCACAGAACAAGAAAAAGAAGAAGGUGGAGAGUUUCAUCCCCUACAGAGAUUCAGUCCUGACAUGGCUACUAAGAGAAAACUUGGGUACUUGAAUACAUCGAAAGAAACCCUGAGUUACUAAUAAUUAAUCAUUUUUGUCGAUAUCCAUCUUGAGUGUUGUUUUUUCUCUCUUUUAGGGGGAAACUCUCGCACAGCUAUGGUGGCCGCCCUAAGUCCUGCUGACAUUAACUAUGACGAGACCCUCAGCACUCUCAGGUAAGAGAUAUAUCAGCCACCUACCUUUCCCAUGAAACUUCAAAAAGGAUGUUUCCCCCUAUAAAAAUAAUGUCAGACUCACUACACAGGCUCAACAUGUACAAUAUGCUCAUGCAAUGCCUGAGCAGUUUGAUGUAUUUAUUUGCAUAUGUAUAAGGAAAAUGGAUUUUAUGUAUCUCAGUAUUGAUUCAUAGUUGUUGACCUUAACAGCAGUUGCCUGCCCUGUUUGCUCUUUGCAUUAAUUGUGUAACUAACUUCUAAUCAAACACAUUGUAAGGAUGCCUAGCCCAUGUUCACACUAAUGAUCAGUUUGACAAGCUUUACUGGUCACAGAUCUGGGUUACAGCUUCAUCAUGCGACAAGUGUAACAAAGACUGGUCUGAGAGUGUUCAAGUUUAUAUAGCCGUCCAUGUUUCCAAACAUUCUGCUUGCAUCUUGUUGACCUAAAGAAGAGUCCAUGUAGGGUAAGAACAGAGACAACAUAUUUUAAGGACAACAUACGGAGAGCCCAUAUAGAGGAAUACCAUAGCAUAACAUAUUUUGGGAACCUGAGUGAUGUCAAAAAUGUGUACAAGGUUAUUUGUUGAGGAUAGUUGUCGGAGGCCCCUGGCUCCAGCAAUCUAACACCAACGUUUCCAUGGUAUCUGAGUGACACAGCUCCACCACCUUAAAGGCUGACAUGACUGGCUAAAGAAAAUCACCCUGACACACAUGCACCAUUAUUCCAAUUUUUCAAUUUAUACACAUGUUUAAUCAAGCACCCCUAUGAUCAGUUGUAGUUGGUCUGCAAAGCCUGAGGAGGCAUGACAUAUGUCUUAAAAACUUCUCGAUCGGCACCAUUCCAGGUACGCCGAUCGUGCCAAACAGAUCCGCUGUAACGCCGUGAUCAAUGAGGACCCCAACAACCGGCUGGUGCGUGAGCUGAAAGAGGAGGUGGCUCGCCUCAAAGAUCUGCUGUACGCACAGGGCCUGGGAGACAUUAUCGAGAGUGAGUAUCACAGAAAAACUGCAGUCUCCAAGCUGAAACAUAUGAGCAGUCAUCUAAAAUUUAGAGAUGUUGUGCAGUGUUUUCAUUUGAUGUUUUAGACAGAGGAUGGAUCAGUCCUGGAGGAUGGGUGUCCUCACACUCAUUCUCUUCUCUCCUCUGUCCUAUCAGCGUAUCGCGGCACCGGCCCCGUCAUCGCUGGUUUGAAAUGUGUGUAUGACUUUGAAAAGCCUGCGCUUUGCUACGUAAAAAUAGAAAAAAAAAAUCCUAGGGAGGGUCUUCCUCCUCAACCACAACAGAGACCAUACAAACAAUCCCCAAAAAACUUAUCCUGAAGCAGGGGUUCUCAAGUCCAGUCCUCAGCCCCCCCGUUGUGCAUGUUUUGGAUGUUUCCCUGCUCCAACACACCUGAUUCAAAUGAUCAGCUCGUUAUCAAGCUCUGUAAUGGCUUAAUAACGAGCUAAUCAUUUGAAUCAGGUGUGUUGGAGCAGGGAAACAUCCAAAACAUCCAGGACGGGAGGGGCUCGAGGACUGGACUUGAGAACCACUGCCCUUAAGUGACACAUGACAAAAAUGUUCAUGAGUUAAAUUGAGACUUAAUUGAAUAACUGAAAAUCAAAAAUAAUACAUCAAAUCUGAGAGACGUUUUUAUCCUUUUAAUCACUUUGUUCUCAAGAAUUCUGCAAAAUGGCCUCCUUAUUCUUCUCUAAUUCUGGUUUCUAUUGUCCUCCUCCCUUCUUUGUUCAAUCCGGAAAGCUCAGUCGCUGAACACUUUCAUCUUCAAAACACAGUUUACUUUGUGACUGGGCUUACCCUUUACGCUGUGAUCCUCCAGAAUCUGCAGCAGACCGAAUUAAAGAAAGCUCCAACCCAAAGCACGCUGCAUUUCCACACUGAUUAAAAGCAACGAUUGCUGAUAAUAAAGAAAAAAGUGUGGGAGGAAGCCAUUUCAGAUUCCUGAGAAGCUCUUUUUCUUUGCAUCCUGGUCCUCUGAAUGUGGAGCUGAUUGAAUGAAUCGAGUGCUUAAAGGCCUGCAUUGCUAGCAAAGGCUGCGCUGAACAGUUUGAAGACAUUAACACAAGCAGAUCAUUCGAGAACAAAAAAAAAAGAGGAGAAACUGUGUUUGAUCUUAAUGCACUGUAGUGAUGUUAACAGUUUUCUUUCUCAUAACAUUCUCAUGCUCGUAAGCUUGUCGAGUUUGUCUUUGUGUGAUGUAUCUGAGAAAAAAAAAAAACAAGUCUUUAAAUGUCAGUCUAUUUGGCAUUUUGUGCUCUGUCAGUUUGAGUUGCUCUUUUCUCUCUGUCUGCCAUGGCUUUAGUAAGCAAAUGACCUCUGCUUCUUUGAAUCAUUAUUUGAGCUUUCUCUUUUUCUUCUUUUGUACUCCCCCGUUGUUCCCUCAUUUUUUUCCUUUUUUACCUCUUCCUCCGCGUGUUUCUCUCAAUCAAUCCCCGAUGUCUCUUCUUAAUUAUCUGGCGUCUUGCUCCUACCUUCUGUCCUUCCGUCCUUCAAUCCCUCCUUCCUCCGUUCCUUCCUUGCUCACUCCCAUGCAACGCCUCUCUCUCUGGCAGACCUGUGCGAUUACAAAAACUUUGUGAAUAAUCGCCAGGCUGUCAAUCAAAGGGGUGAUCUUUCCGCAGUGAGCCAUGCCAUGACAGGAAUGAGCCCCUCGCCCUCGCUCUCGGCCCUGUCCAGUAGAGCCGGGUCCAUCAGCAAUCUGCACGACCGCAUCUUCAGCCCGGCAAGCGAGGAGGCCAUCGAGAGGCUCAAGGUAGGGCUGACGCCAAAACUGAAAGGAGAGUAAUAAUAAUAAUGAAAAUAAUAAAUGUUAUUUAUAACACACUUUUACAGGUGCUCAAAGAUGACUCACAAAGAAAAAGAAGAAAAUAAAAUGAAAAAACACAAUUUAAAAUACAGAAAAUUUUGAGAAAUAAAACCAAUGAUGUAAUAGGUUAAAAAAGACACACGAGAAGACUAUCAGAGAACAGUUCACAGGUUAAAAGCCGAUUUAAAAAGGUGUAUUUUCAGGACUGAUUUAAAAGUGUUGGGGUCAGUAUAAUCUUGGAUGGGUUUGGGGAGUGAAUUCCAGAGGGUGGGGCUGGAAAAGUGUGAGGAAAGGAAAGAAAAGAAAUAACAGUAUCGUGAAGAGACUUUUUCUGAAUCUAAGACUGACAGGUGACACUCCAAAAAGUGGACUCCAAGUAAGAUCAAAUGUCCCACAUCAAUACAAUGUUUAUUAUAUUUGUGUCUUCAGUAUUUUUGUCUUAAAAAGCAAUUUUCGUUUAUUGUAGAUAUCAAAUAAUUUCUCUGAAUCAGACAAACGCACUUGUUUCAGUCUUGCUGUGCUACUUUUACUCCCCUGUGGGUUCUUUGAGAACAAAGACAACGUUUUUUUUUAAACUUUAUUUUUAUGAAUACAGUCAAUUUUUCAAAAAUACUUGUAAAGAGUAAAAUAAAGGAAUUGAACCAGAAAAGAACAGGAAAGGAAAGGCACAGAUGGAAAAAUAUACAUACAAAUAUAUAUUGUUACAUAGGGAGAGAAGAGUUAUCGUAACAGUGCGUACAUUUCAAGAGGAAGGUCCAGGGUUUAGAGAUAUUUCAGUCAUUGUUGUUCCAUUUGUCCUUCAUAUCAAAACAGGACAGAGACAUCCUCGCCCUAAUGCCCAACAUCUAGAGAGCAUAUCAAAUAGGACAGUAGGGGGCACUGUACUCAAGCAUAAAGGAAAAUAAAGAAAAAAAAAUGAAACAGAGCACAUUAUUAGUUGAAAGACAGCGAUCUUUAAAGGCAAAGUCUCCCCUUUUUAUUUUUUUUCUCAUUUUUAGAGCUCUCACUGUUUUUGUACAAUUUGUACAGGGUGCAUAAUUUUGUCUCAAUCCGCCGACAGGAAACAGAGAAAAUCAUCGCAGAGCUUAAUGAGACUUGGGAGGAGAAGCUGCGCCGCACUGAGGCUAUUCGUAUGGAAAGGUUUGUCAGACAUAUUUAUUCAUGAUUAAUGUUUUCAAGAGACUAAAGUGUUUAGUCAUAAUUUUUCAGUUUUUAAGAUCUUGGUACUAAUGUAGAUUUUGCUCCUGUCUCUUGUAGGGAAGCCCUGCUUGCUGAGAUGGGUGUUGCAAUGAGGGAGGAUGGAGGCACUGUCGGCGUCUUCUCUCCCAAAAAGGUGUUUUGUCUUAAACUUUCGCACAAUACUUUGUCUACUUAAUAUCUCUCUGCUCUCACACAAACACUCAACAACUACUGUCACCUACAGACCCCUCAUCUGGUGAACCUGAACGAGGACCCGCUCAUGUCAGAGUGUCUGCUGUAUUAUAUCAAAGACGGCAUCACCAAGUGAGGUUUUCUCUAAAACUCAGCUGUGAUGGUUAAUCUCCAUAAUGUGCUUCUGGGGACUUACAUUUCUGUGUCACUCUGCAGAGUCGGACGAGAAAACGCCAGAACUCGCCAAGACAUUGUUCUCAGCGGCCAUUUCAUCAAAGAUGAGCACUGCACUUUCAGCAGCACUACAGGCCCUCAGGGAGAAGGUAAAGACUGUCAGCUCCUCCUCAGAAACUCAGAGAUAAAGUCAUAACUUUGUCUGGAUUACACAAACGUCAAAAGCUCGGUUCUGACAGGCUUUUCAUUAUCUCUUAAACAGGAAUUGUUGUCCUGGAGCCAUGUGAGGGCUCAGAGACCUACGUCAACGGGAAGAAAGUGACCUCUCCCAUUGUUUUACGAUCUGGUAUGUGUGGAGAUGAUAUCAUUUUAGUAAAAAGAGAGUAAACAUAAAAAUGUAUGAGAAUUGAGAGGAAAGUCUACAUCAGGUUAUUAUUAUUCCAGUGUCUGCUCACAGCCGUUUGGGAGUCAUAAUAAUUGAUCUGACUGAUAAGCAGUGUUGAUUUAUUUUAUGCCAAAGUGAUCACACUUUUAUUUUUUCUGUGCAUUAUUUUUCAGGGAACCGCAUCAUCAUGGGAAAGAGCCACGUGUUUCGCUUUAACGACCCAGAGCAGGCUCGCAUGGAGAGAGAGAGGACGCCGUGUGCUGAGACUCCGGUGGAGCCCGUGGACUGGGCUUUCGCUCAGCGAGAGCUGCUCGAGAAACAAGGCAUCGACAUGAAGCAGGAGAUGGAGCAGAGGUGUGUAGAGGAGAUAUAAUGAGGAUGAUUGUACUUAAUCAGUGUUUUUUAAUUAGUCAUUGAACAUGCAUUGUUUUCUCUCUCAGGCUUCAGGAACUUGAAGAUCAGUAUCGCAAAGAAAGAGAAGAAGCCAGUAACCUGCUGGAGCAGCAGCGGCUGGUGAGGACAGGUUAUCUUUACUGUUAUCACAGAUGGAAACAAAAUAUUUCAACCAGACACUCACAAUGGAUCUUAUGUUUAUUCAGGACUAUGAAAGUAAACUGGAGGCUCUGCAGAAACAAGUGGACUCCCGAUACCUGGAGUCUCCUGAAGAGGAAGAGGAGCCAGAAGAAGAAGGUAAAUCUCACUUUGUUUAAACUGAUUCAUCAAAACAUUGAACUCUAAAUUAGCUGAAUCGCUCCAAAUUAACCUGCAUGAUUUUCUGUUUACAGUACCAUGGACAGCGCGUGAGACCGAGUUGGCGCUGUGGGCGUUCAGAAAGUGGCGUUUCUACCAGUUCACGUCUCUCAGGGACCUGCUUUGGGGCAACGCUAUCUUCCUCAAAGAAGCUAACGCCAUCAGUGUGGAGCUGAAGAAAAAGGUGCUUGUUACUGGAGACAUUUGUUUUGUAUUUAUGUUGCAGGUAAACCCAGGAAAGAUUUUGAAAUAGACAUAAUGAAACAGGGUCAGCAUGUAAAUACUAGACGUUAAACUGUAUUUUUCCUCCAACUGCAUAAAAAAAUGAUGUGGUUUGAUCUGAGCAGGGCUCUCCUGUCAGAUACUUUUACAUCUCUGCUGUUGAAAUAAUAAUAAAUACGUAAAUAAUAUUUCAGUAUAUUUUUCUUCACUUUCAUGUAAAAUGUGCAUGUUAUGCACGUAACAAUUUAAGUGUGAGAAUUUGACAUUAUGCAAAAAUCAAUAAUGCAUUAAUUUCAACGUUGCAUGUGAUCAUUGACAUAUCCCUGGCUGUAAAUAUUCAGCAUAAAAAAGUCUCCUGCAUGUAGUUUAUUAUAGAUAAUCAGUUUUUUCUGUUUUUUUUUUUUUUUUUCAUUCAAAAACCGGCUAGCAUCAUCGCAAAAACCUGGCACUGAAAGGGUUAAAUUAUUGAAAAUUAUUGAUAUUUUAUAUUUAUAAUUAGGGCAGAUGUGGACCAAAAAAAUGAGCCCAAAAAAGUACAAUCCAAUUAUAUCUUAAUUUCUUAAAUGAGCAUGUUAUUCACAUAACGGUUUAAGUGUUAAGAAGAUUAAAGCGAUACCAGAAGGGUUAAAGAACUCUAUUUGAUAAUAAUGAUGUGAUGAGAUGUGAUAAAUCGCUCAUGUUUGUGUGUUUUCUAUCGUCCACAGGUGCAGUUCCAGUUCGUCCUGUUGACAGACACUCUGUACUCCCCCCUCCCCCCUGACCUGCUGCCCGCAAAUGUGGCCAAAGAGAGGGAGAGACGACCGUUCCCCCAAACCAUCGUCGCCGUUGAGGUUCAAGACCAAAAGAAUGGAGCAACACAUUACUGGACUCUGGAGAAACUCAGGUAUGGUUGUCAUAACGAUACUUGGAAAGUGGUUGGUACCCCACAGAAAGACAGACUGUUGUUGAUUUCCUCCUCUUUUUAUCUCCCGCCCCCCUGCAGGCAGAGACUGGACCUGAUGAGAGAAAUGUAUGACCGGGCUGCAGAGCUCCCCAGCAGCGCCGUUGAGGACUGUGACCACGCUCUGACCGGAGGAGACCCCUUCUACGACCGCUUCCCCUGGUUCCGUCUGGUCGGCAGGUUUGUCACAAACUAAACAGAACUGGAUGUUCCUCUCUCUGUGUUUGUUGCUUUUCAACACAAUUAAGUCUUCCCAUCGAGGUUAACUCCUCCUUGUCCUCAGGGCGUUUGUGUACCUGAGUAACCUCCUGUACCCGGUGCCUCUGGUGCACCGUGUGGCCAUCGUCAGUGAAAAAGGAGAGGUGAAAGGCUUCCUCAGAGUGGCUGUUCAGGCCAUCUCAGGUACAGACAAUUCUUCAACACUAUCUUGAUUUCUACUUUGUAUCUUCUCCUGUUUUAGAGAUGUGACAGCAGUCUAAUGUCAUGCUCCUUUUUUGACUCUCCUCAGCUGAUGAAGAAGCCCCUGACUACGGCUCUGGUGUGAGGCAGUCCGGCACAGCCAAGAUCUCCUUUGAGGACAAACAGUUUGAGAGGGUACAAACAGCCCAGAGUCUUUUCUCUGAUGUGUCCUUGAUUGAACCAGAUUAGUCUUUAAGAGACAAGAAAGAACCAAGAGUUGGACUUCAACCCAAUCUGGAUUUCUGCCUUUAAGUGGGAUUGUUUCUGCUCUUGUUCUAGUUCCAGACAGAGUCGUGUCCUAGUGGUCUUUCCCACUCCAACACCUCCCAGGAGGAGCUGCGAAUUGUGGAGGGAGAGGGACAAAAUGCUGACAUAGGGAUCUCUGCAGAUGAGGUCAACAACAACACCUGUCCAGGUGAGGUGACACCAGGUACGCAGCCCAUGGUUCUUUGACUUAUCUCACUGUUUUCACUGAUAUUUGUUAAAAAGCAACAAAAAUCAUGAUAAUCCCUCGAUGUCCUAGUUUAGUCACCAACUCAUCACUUUAACAAAAUGAUGAAAGAGCUGGCUGAUGUUUAUGCUGCAUCUACGUAACCAGAGACCUUUGUAUCUGUGGCUCGUCUGUUUUGUGAAGCAGUUGAGGUUCCACGCAGCCCAGUGAAGAGUUCAGGUCUGGGUCUGGAUCUUCCUCUGGACCUUUCCCCAGAGAAAGCUUUGUCACACCUGAAGAUUGGCAGCACCUUCACCUUUAGAGUCACCGUCCUGCAGGCCUCGAGCAUCUCAGCCGAAUACGCUGACAUCUUCUGCCAGUUCAAGUGAGUUCAAGCGCAAUCCACCGAGGCCUUGAAAUGCUACUGAAGAUCCUGUCAGAUAUUAUAUUUAUGCAGCAGAAAACUGCACCGCAAAAACAGCCCUAUGAGAAAGAAGCAAAAUAUUCUUAUAUUCAAUCAAAUAAUCUUUAAUAAGCUUUUUUUGCUCGACAAGAAUUCUCAAAAUAUGAACAAAUUUCUUGGCCCUGACAGACUCAAAUGAAACUUAAAACUAGACAGAAAAUCUUAUAUUAAUCUAUUUUUUUCAGUAGCAAGCAAUGAAAAAUGAAGAUGAAGUUACUUAAAAUUAGAAUUAGAAUUAGUAAAUGAACUUCAAGAAAAUACACCUUAAUCUAGGAUUAUUAAUGAGCAUGACAGUAGUUCAAAUAAGACAUAAUUUCUUAAAACAGCAUAGCAACUAUUAGUGAUGUUUUCUUCAAUCAAGAUACCAAAACAUUCUCAUUAAAUAUAUAUUUUUUAUUCCACAAACAAGCAUGUGGAGAGCAAGCAUGUUCUUUGUUGUUCUUUGUUGUUUUGCAGUUUUCAUCUGGUCGUUGUAUUUUGUUGUUUGUUGUACAGACUAGCCUACAGACAUCUUUAUAUGUCAGAUAAUGUAGGAGGCAGCAGAUUCUGUCAGGUUCAGAUGACCUGCAAUGGAAAUCUUAUUUAAAAAAAAUCAACUAUUCUUGUUUCAUUGCAUUCUUAAACUUGAAGUUGUACAUAUGUCUUACUCUAAAAUUGAGACGAAUGAUCUUGUUGCUUCGCUGGAUUUUACUGUAAAAAAAAAUUUCUAUUCUAUUUCUGGUUCAUUCUUUCUCAAAAUUAGCUGGAAUAUGUUACCAAGAAAAAAGUUAACAAUUUUCUCUUAAAAUUAGAUAAUUUUUCUAAUGCCAAACAUGCUUGACAAGAUUAAUAUUCUUUUUGUACAAAAAAUAGGACUUAUUUCCUUAAUACAAGGCUGUUUUCCUUUCUUGAAAUACCCUCUUUUGCAGUGUGGUCUCAAUAGAUGCAAAGUAACUAGCUGUCACUGCUAGCUUAACUUGAUGACAUUUGUGUCCAUCCAAUGACCAAAUUGCAAAUUGGCAAUGGAAUCGGCACUGGUUAAAUGUUGAAAAGUUGUCAAAAAUGCAAUGGCUUUGUCCUUUAUUUUUCUACAGCCUGUUAUUGACAGGAUGUGUUACGGUUAGCUCACAGUCUCUCUAAUGCCUUCCCCCUCCCACUUUUUUUAGUUUCAUCCACCGCCAUGAUGAAGCUUUCUCGACUGAGCCUCUGAAGAACACAGGCAGAGGACCCCCGCUCGGCUUCUACCAUGUCCAAAAUGUAAACGCCAAACUUCAAAAUUAUGUCUACUAUUAACAAACAUUAUUAGUUCCUUGUCCUGCUGUAUUUCAAAUGUAUUUCAAAUUCCUUUCGUAAUAUAUCCUUUAGAGGUUUAUUGUUGCUCUUUUCUGUCAGAUCACAGUGGAGGUGACUAAAUCGUUUGUGGAGUACAUCAAGACUCAGCCGAUCGUCUUUGAGGUGUUUGGUCAUUAUCAGAAACAGCCCUUCCCUCCGCUCUGCAAAGACCUCAUCAGGUGAGAAAGAAAUCUGAUUUUGAAAUCCAAGGUUAUCGUGUUUACUUGACCAGAAGGAUCCUCACAUGUGGUGUCCUUGUCCUUAAGUCCACUUAGACCCACCAGGAGGCAGUUCCCCAGAGUGAUGCCCCUAUCCAAACCAGGUGAGCUGUCACCUUAGAUACUUCUAAUUCAAGAUAUGUGUUUUAUUUUUUUCUUGUAUAUUAAAAUAUUCCACUCUCAUGUGAUAUUUAGCCAUGCUGUUUUUCUUUCGUCUGCUGCACAAUAAUCUGUCAUCCUGCUCCCUCUCCUCCAGUGCCAGCCACAAAGCUCAGCACUCUGACCCGCUCCACAGCAGGACCCUGUCACGCCAAAUACGACCUCAUGGUGUUUUUUGAGAUCUGUGAGCUCGAAGCUAACGGGGAGUGAGUAACAUGUCCUUUGCUUCUCACAGUAGAUUAUAUUUUUAGAAGGAAUACUGCUUGACAAGGUCAUUCUCAGGUAAACUUUGCAGCACUCACCUUUUUGUCAUGAUUAUUUGUUUUCAGCUACAUUCCAGCUGUUGUUGACCACAGAGGUGGGAUGCCCUGCCACGGCACAUACCUCCUACACCAGGUCUGACCAUAACUCAUUUUCAUGCUUUAUAUGUAAACAGUUCAGGGACAGAUUUGCAGAUUAUUUUUCUUUUUGCUCGAACUGUUUAGAUGACAAGAACAGAACAGACAAGUUUGCUGCUUCAGUCUCAUUUUUUAAACAAGAAGUGAUAAUGUUAAAAUCAGGAUAAAGCUGGAAAGGACUACAGGGUUACCAAAAGCUGAUUUAUUAGCUUAUACUUGGUCAGCACAGUUAGUUUAGUGAUCAUUAAUAAUUAAUUGGAAAUUCAGUGGGGAUGACAUGCAGGAAAGGGUCAUGGCCAUACCUGCCAACAUUUGGGUUAUAAAAUCCGGGCGAUUUUUGCGGCACGUGCCGGGCAGUUUUGGGGUUACCUUGUAUGGUGGAUAUGAGCUAAGUAUGAUAGUAUUGGAAUUAGAUUGCUCAUCCAAAUAAGUAUAAGUGAAGCUGCACACUUUUUUUGUUUCAACAAUAACAAAUGGUAAUAAAAAAUAGCUACGAUAUGCCUUAAACUAAUCUAGUCCACUAAUAUUAGUGUCAUGGCAGGGAGUUUUGCCUGAGACCACUCCAAUGAGGACUAUAACCUCUGUAAAUGGGGCACAUGAUUAAACAACAAGGCUGACUGGCGCUCCUCCUUUAAGUUCCUUUUUUUAUUAUUUGGUUGCUAUGGCAGCAACUUGUCAAUCACAAUAUCCCCGGCCUAAAGCAUACAUAGCUUCAUCAUGUCAUGUGUUCUUAAUAAGAUCAUGAUUAAUUAAAUGAACGCAGUGUUAUUUUAGAGAAGACUCAAACUAAUGCUGGAGACCAUUAAUGAACAGUUCCAUUCUCUUUUGUGAGUAGUCGUGUUGCCCCCUGCUGGCUACUUAAAAUCAUGCAGGCUCCCUUUUUAAGAGAUGGAGGCCUCAUCUGAUCACAUAUAAUUCAUUCAAACUGGUUAUAAUAGAAGCGUCUGAGUUUCAGAAAAAGCAAAUAAUAUUAAAACAAACACUGUAUAGAUACUGUAAAUGUAGCUUUUUGAUCUUGACAAAUACUUUUUUUAUGUCUGACUAAUAAACAGUUUUUGUUAUAUCCUUCUUUCUUUCCACUCCACAGGGCAUCCAGAGGAGGAUCACUGUCACCAUAGCUCAUGAAACAGGAAAUGAUAUUGAGUGGAAAGAGGUCAAAGAGCUGGUUAUCGGUGAGUCAGGUCAAAAGUUAAUCAUCCAUAGACUCUAAAAAGGAGGAAAUAUUUCUUUUAAAUAAAAAUAUUGCUUUUAUCAUGACUAUUAUGUGACUUCAGGCCGUAUAAGAAACACACCAGAGGCUGACGAGACCAUCAUAGACCCAAACAUCCUGUCUCUCAACAUCCUGUCUUCUGGAUACUUCUGGCCAAAACACAAUGACAAGUAUGAUUAUUUAUUACUUGAUGUUCAAAGACAGUUAGAAUUUUUAGUUUGCUAACAGAGCUAUGAUUUUUUUAAGUAAUGCUUCAAAGAAACUGGACUGUAAUAAAUUUAAUAGCUGCAGCUUAAAGUUUCUAACUUCUAUUUCUCUUUAUUUUUUGUUGACGGCAGCGUCUCCUUGGGAGUUGAUCAUAGGUAUAAAUUAAAAUUGUCUUAUAUAUUUUUUAAAUUAACACUUUUCCUGGAAGCAAAAUGUUGAAGUUCUUGUGAAAAAUAUGUCCUCUAAAAAUCCUCUUAAAAUCGUGUAAAGAGAUAACAUCUGUCAUUUUCACGAUGCAGAACUUUCUACCGAUUCGAAGCUGCAUGGGACAGCUCCAUGCACAACUCCCUGCUUCUGAACAGAGUCACUCCUUACGGAGAGAAGAUCUACAUCACUCUCUCUGCAUAUCUAGAGGUACAACAGAUCAUUUGUCAUGCUCGUGACUUUUCUUAGUUGACUUUUAAUGGAAGUUUAGCAUGAUUGUGAUUGUAACGAUCUCAUUAUAUUUCAUUUAGAUGGAGAACUGCACUCAGCCGACAGUGAUCACCAAAGAUUUCUGCAUGGUGUUUUAUUCCCGUGACGCCAAGCUUCCGGCUUCACGCUCCAUCAGAAACCUCUUCAGCACCGGCUGCCUCCGGCCCUCUGAGAGGUACGGAUAAUUUUCACAGAUUCUAAAUCUGCGCAAACUCUGUCUGAGAAAAAUAUUACAUGAAAUUAGUUGUGUGACAUAACAAGAUAUUUUAUAAACUUUUGAAAUUUCUCCUUUGUCCUCCUCAGUAACCGUGUCACUGGAGUCUACGAAGUCACCCUCUGCCAUGUGGCAGAUAACGGAAGCCCAGGUGAGAAAAAAACAAAUCUGGAAAAAUAUUCAGAGUGUCUUCUCUUUAUCUUUAUUUUUAUGUACAACUUUCAUUUGCCUUCUCCUUUUUCAGGUAUGCAGCGUCGUCGUAGGCGUGUGUUGGAUACCUCUGUGGCAUAUGUCAGAGGAGAGGAGAACCUGGCUGGAUGGAGACCUCGCAGUGACAGCCUCAUCCUGGACCACCAGUGGGAGCUGGAGAAACUCAGUUUACUGCAAGAGGUCAGUUUGGAGACUGAGGAGGUUUCCUUUAAGAGAAGAGACAAAGGAAUUUUAAGAGUCAAACACAUUUGAGGUCUCUUUUCAUCUAUCGAUUGUACCUGCUGAUGUUUUUCAGGUGGAGAAGACCCGGCACUACCUGCUGCUGAGGGAGAAACUCGAAGCGACUCUGCAGGCCGGACAGGAUGCUCUGUACAAGAGCAGUGACAUCAGUGACUUUGCAAAGAGUCCCGUCCUCAGCCACAGCCCUGGAAGUAUCCCCCCAACCCCAGACAGCCCCAACCAGAGGCAAAGGGAGCUGGCUGCCAAGGUGAGUGCUGCUUUCUCAGACCCCCCGGUAAUAUCAUUAUGAAUUUCAUGAAACCGCCAACAAGGUCUUAAAAAUCUCUUUCCCUUUCUCCCUGCAGUGUCUGCGUCUGCUGAUGCACACCUUCAACAGGGAGUACAGCCAGGUGAGCAGCAGUGCCAGUGAGAGCAAGGUGAGCCCCAGCCUAGGCCCGCUAACCCGGCCCGUUACUCCUUCUGAACCUUUAGCUUCUACCCUUUACAGAAUAUUAAAGCCCCGUAACCACCCUCAGCCGCCAUCAUCAUGCAUUAUUUUUUUUUUUGUUCACUCCUUUAACAUUAUUUACUUUCUUCUCUCAUUGUAUGUCGACCUCUGCAUCCACACCUUAAACCUGAAAGUCCUUCAGAUUUUCCCCCCUUUUUCCCCAUCCACCACUUCUAUAGAGUCUGUGAGGCUCCUACUAACCCUGAAAUCCCUCCUGCAUGUCCUCUUUAACUACAUGUGAACCAGUGAGGGGCUCUUACUGUAGAUGAAGUAGGAUUUCAAAUGGUUCAGACAUGGUUCUUCAGUACAUGACUUGACAAAGAGAAAUUGUCUGAUUCGAUUGUUUUCUGAAUGCAUGUCUGUGUUGUUUGUGCUUAAUUGUUUGCUGGUAUGUUAUGUCUGUAUUUGUCCCUUUGUCUUUUGUGUGUGUGUGUGCUUUUCCAUGUGUGAUGUGUUGGGAAUGUGUGCCUGUGUGUGUGUGUGUGUUUUUUUUAGCUCUCUGAGAUGUCUGCGUCACUGAUGAGAGACUCCUCCUCGUCUGGACUGAGCACGCUCACUCCAUCCUCCACCUGCCCCUCACUGGUUGAGGGACAUUAUGACAUUAGGUUUGUAUUCAAACAUACUAGCGAGGUUUCUUAAAGGGAUAUUCCGGCGUAAAAUUAAGUUAGGGUCAAACACACAGUAACACCGAGUUAGACACCCCGUCGGAAGAUGAAUGAUGCCGACUGCUUUCUUCUCGAAUUAUACCAACUUUAGUAAGGACCGCACGAUAGCAAUACGAUAAGAGCCAAUCAAAACGCCACUCUAUAGCCACAAAUGAUGCUCAGAACAGCACCUAACUUCAUCAACAGUAGGUAUAGGGUCCCAGCCACAGUACUAAACAUUAAACAUCUUUUUAGCCUUUUCAAAGAGACUAAACACAACUCACCUACUCUCUUCCAGCAGCUGCUUGUCUGUAUGGAGACCUCAGAUGAGUCUGAACUGACGGCAGCGGGGUGAUGCAGCUCAAGGAAGAACAUUUAUGAUCAUAUUUUCAUGGAAAUGCAAUCAGACAGAGACGCUAAGGCAGAAGAACUACAGCGUCUGCAGUUCAAAAUGAUUAAUAUGGUGAUUAUUACUUCAAGGAAAUGAUAAAGAAAUGAUCAUAAAUGUUCUUCCUUGAGCUGCGUCACCCCACUGCAGUAAUGGACUCGCCCGAGGUCUCCGGUGUUAUGGUGUGUUUGACUCUAAAUUAAUGUUACGCUGAAAUAUCCCUUUAAAUUUGUCUCACAUGACUAAAGCUGUUGAAGGAACUGUUCUGUAGUCACAUUGUGAACCUGUUGUCGAUGAACUGUAGACACACUGAGCCCAGUUCAGAAGCCUCCACUCCAGACCUGGACCCGUACAGCCCAGUGGACAGAAAGAAGAUGCUGAAAGGAUGCACGUUUGUUCCUGACAUACAAGAAAUCCGUGUCAGGUCAGAUCACACACACUAUCUCUCUCACACACACAAUUUCUAAAAUUUUUGAUACAGAAUGUCAAACUUUGAAUUCAGCAGUUUUCAUUUGGGACAGAGGUCAUGCAUUGAUGAAUCAAUGUGAAGUAACAUUAGCAUUUCUUUUACCCAUUUCCAGUCCCAUAGUGUCAAAGAAAGGCUACCUACAUUUCCUGGAGCCCCACACCAGCGGCUGGGUGAAGCGUUAUGUGGUUGUGCGCAGGCCCUAUGUCUACCUGUAUCGCAGCGAGAGGGACAGCGUGGAGCGAGCUGUCAUCAACCUGUCGUCUGCCAAAGUGGAAUACAGCGAAGACAAACAGACUUUACUACGGGUAUGGCCGCUCAUCAGUUUGAUCAAAGUUUUUGAUAAAUGUUAAUCAUGAAUAAAUCAAAGUGACCCAAGGUAUUUCAUGUCUAGACUCCAAACACGUUUGCGGUGUGCACCGAGCAUCGUGGAAUUCUGCUGCAGGCCACCAAUGACAAAGAGAUGCAUGACUGGCUGUACGCUUUUAACCCUCUGCUCGCCGGCACCAUCAGGUGAGUGAGGGCUGUAAGCAGAAACGUAGACUUGCCCACAUGUACUGUUCUAGCAUACAGCUGUUGAUGAAUGCAUGAAUGAAGUUUAUUCAUUUCAAAUAUGUUCAAAAGAGAAAAUUAAGAUGAAAAAAUACAGAAUGAUAAUGAUAAGGAAAAAAGGAACAUACAAGAUAUUCGAAAAGGAGUAAAAGGAAGUAAAAUUUAUCAAGUCCCGCCCCUUCUCCAUCAACUAUUCUGCGAAAGUGCUUCCACAUAUAUAAAUGAAAAGUUUAUACACCAUAAUUCAGUGGUGUUUUAAAAAAACAUAGUAAAACAAUAACAAAAGCCAACAUAAUUCUUAAUUUAAUGUGAUACCUUCUGUUUCAUCCCUAUAUCUAUUGAAUAUUAUAUUUUUACAGAUUUUUUUUAAUUUCCUCAAGACUGAGCAUUGCUUCAGGUCCAGCUUCAACGACUUGAAUGAUUAACUAUCAUUUCUGUAAUUUUCUCUGCUUAGGUCAAAGCUCUCUCGGAGAAAGUCGAUCCAGUCAGCCCCGCCCGCUCAGAGGAUGUGAGAGGUGAACCGACCUGGUGGAAAAACAAUAAAACAAGCAAAACAAUACAAUCUGAAAGCACCACUCUCCACCCUGCUCUAAUAGAAAUGACUUACAUAAACAAAUUAUCCUUAAAACCAUUUAAAUAACCUCCCAUAUGACCUCCCCCCUACUCCCCAAAAAUCACAUGAACACUCAUCCUGAAACCCCUAAAAUCAUCCCUCCUCUGUUAUUGCAGCUGCCACAUUUAAACCCUGCAUGCUGUGCUCCCUUUAGAGUAAAACAUAAGACAAGCUAACCUACUGAACCUGUUUAUUAACUUACUUCUGCUGUACACUGGGACUAGUUUUGAUUAGUUCUACCUGUAGGAAUCUGUCAUCUGUUAGGCUACCAGCUUCCUGUCAAGAGUAAGGAUGUGCUCAGUCUGUCCUUUACUCAUAUUAACUGAGUUAGAAACAUUUAACUUGACGUUUCUCUUUGUAAGUGCUUGGAAGAAACAUACACCUAUUAUAUACUGUACAUUACCUCAGUAUGAAACGACUUACCGCUUACAGCACAGAGUAUUUGUUUCACUGCAGAGGUCUGGGGUAUCAAACAGAUCUGUUCUUUUCACACAGAAGUAGCAGGAGGGUGGUUGGGACAAAAUGGUACAUGGUUCUCUUGUUUUGUUGUGUUUUGUUUUUAGAUGGUUGGAAAAAAAAAGAGACUUUGUCGUUCAACUGAGGCAAAAUAAUGAAGAGCGAUAACUCAUGUUACUGCCUUGUUCCCGUUAUGUGCUUUUUUCACAUAAUCCCCUCUGUAAAUGAGAAUAUUAUUUAUUGUUGCUAUCAUAUUUUUACUGCACUGUAAUUUACUUGUGACAGGACCACUGGUCAGUUUUGUUGCAUUGCACUUUAUUGUCUAUUGAGUUAAUGUACUGUAUCCUUCUCGAGUGUUUUAACCAAAGCUUUAUUAGUUUCUUCUUUGUUUAUCGUGCACAUGUGCAGUUCGGUCAGCAGACAUCUUGGAUCGUGAAGACAUAAUUUGACAUUUUUGGAAAUACACUUAGUGGCUUUUUUUGUCAUGUGACACCACUGUGUGCAGUAAACUUGAUUCUUAGUCCCAGUUUAAGCUAAGCUAGCAUAGUUUAGCACUUUGCGUAACAGCUAGCUCAUCGGAAGGUCUAGCAGCGCCUUUAAAUCUUACUAAUGGCUUUUAAAAGCUUCUUAGGUGUGGCAAACUUUAAAAUCAUGAAGAGCUGUAUGACAAAGACUUUUUCAAGAAAAUAAGAUUUUGACAUACUAUAUUGAAAAUCAAAAUUUGUAGACUCUAAACAGCAUGUAUACAAGAAAACCAAUAAGUGUGUUUCCCUUAAAGUUUACUAGCCAAUCAUAAAACGGCAUUCGAUAUGGAACACACCAGGAGGACAACAUUAUUGUAGGCGAUCAGAUAACUUUGAAAACUUUCAUUCUGUCUGUUACGGGCCAUCAGAGUCGCUUCAUUUACUAAGUUUACUUCUAAAGUCUCGUCUCCUCACCGAAAGAACAGUUUUGAUUUACUGUGGACCUGUAAUCUGUGUGAGUUGCUUUGAGUGGGCAAGAGCGUUGUCCAUGCACCAGAUAGUGCCUCCCUCUCUUCACCUCUUCAUCUCCGCCCCUUCAUCAUCAUCAUCAUCAUCAUCAUAAUCUUCAACAUGAACACUAAAGUUAACAACACGUGUCCAAGAUGAAGCUUUUAUGUAGAGUAAAAGAUGUAACCAUUCUUUUUUUGUUUUAUAUUGACGAUUAAUGUUUUUGGAGAGUGAAUAUUAUCAAUGAAGCUAUAUAGUAUGUUAGUAUAGGCUAUAACAGUACAGUACACCUUAUAUCUCAUUACCAUUGGCUGUAAAUGUGGCUUUGUAAAUGAAACCCCUCUUAGCUUUUAUAAUGUAGCGGCUUGAUUUUUGGACAGCCUGAUGCUCGUGUCUCAAACCAGUAUAGUGUUGUUCGCUCGCAGAUGUUGUAACUUUUAUGGCUUCCAGUUGCUUUAACUAGCUGUUUACUUUGCAGUUUACCAGGAUGACGCCAAAUAUUUAAAACCCAGAUCAUGGAGAGAGUAGAUAUUCAGAUUUUUACUGCUUAACUACAAUAUAGUCCGUCACUCCGGAUGUGAGAGCUUUUAGAAAUGCUGAUUACAGACAUGGUCAGCCCGCCAUGUUGUCUGAUCAGAUUCAGAGAAAGUUUUCAGGACUCAUUACGCCACAGGCCAACCAACCUGCUGAGCAAUGCUGACUGAAACUUCAAUAAUCUGACAAUUUAACACCAGCUCUGUUACUACUUGUGACUUCUCUGGACCUUGAAUGAAUGACAUAAGAUGGUUUGAUUACUCUUAAAUGUUUGUGUCAUCUUGGUAUAACCCACUUUAUUUGUUCUGUUAAAAUGCUUACAGGCAUAUCUUGGACUCUGUCUGCGAGAGCAGAGGACUAAAUGUGGAAUUUUAUUUUUCUGUUUCAAAGGAUGGUUAUAGUUCUGAAAGAAUAAUGCACUUAUGCACAAGCAUCUUUAUUUACUAUGGUUUUUAUAUGACGUGGUUUUGAGAAUGUAUGGAAAAGAGGAUCUGUGAUCAAACAUAUUAAAACCCUGUCCCGGAGUAGCAAUGAUUAGAUUCUGUAUUUAAGCCAUUUUUCAUUUUACUUCAGCUUUCAAACCUUCAACAGCAUUGGAUUUUUACUUUACAUCAUGCAGAUGACUUGGUUCGAGCUCAAAUGGUUUGAGAAUAUCAUGUUUAAGAAAAAACACAGAGUGAGACAGCUUAAGUGCACUGACCUGUAGUUGUUGAAGGUAAAAGAGUUGAUUAUUUUGUAUUUGGCUGCUUUUUAACUGUCACAGCUCUGGAUCAAAGCAUGUGGGUCCACUUCUCUUCUGCUCUCCCUCUCUCCUGCCUUAUAGCUUGCUAAUAACAACACCCCACCCCAGUCCCCCACCCCACCCACUCCUCCUGAAGUGCUUCUUGUAAAGUAUUGUCAUUCAUGAUCCUUGUAAUGACUAACUGGAAACCUUCCUCUUGGCUCUGUCUUGUAUAUAAAUGAAGAUUUUCUGUGUCGGCUCUCAUCACACAGAUGAUAUUAACUCUCUCUUCUUGUGUAUACCAUGAUGAAUUAGAAAAAACGGGCCUUUUGCUCUGUCGAGUGUCACCUCAGAGCACAGAGCGCUGCUCAGGGAUCAGUUUUGCACAUUUCAGCUUUGUGAGGGGGUCUUCAUGGACCAGCAGGUUAGGUGGUCCCAAGGUCUGCUCUGUUGCUCUGAGCUGCUCUGACAGAAGCAGAAUCAGGUCCUAGCCUGUGAUGAAGUCUUUAUCUCAGUGCUCACAUUUCUCUUUUGAGUGUUCUCAAGUUCUUUCUCAUGUCAGUGGACACGUAAUUAAAGUUGUCAAGAAAAAAUAAGGCAAAUAAAUGAGUGUUGAAACU
Messenger RNA from Xyrichtys novacula (pearly razorfish), 25008 nucleotides. Lineage: Eukaryota; Metazoa; Chordata; Actinopteri; Labriformes; Labridae. The record is from the annotation of a GenBank genome assembly.